AUGUCGAAAUCUCGUAGUCAGUCAUCUAUCCCAGCAUUUUUGUAGAAAACAUAUGAUAUUCUGGAAGUAUGAAACUUAAAGUUAUAAGAAGAAUCCUUAAUUAUAAGAUAUUGUAGGUUGGAAUGAAGAUGGUUCAGGUUUCCUUGUAAAAAAUGUUAUAGCAUUCUCAGACUAAGUUCUUCCAAUGUAUUUUAAGCAUAGAAAUUUUGCAUCUUUUGUUCGAUAAGUAAAUAAUAAUUAAAAAUUAAAUAGAUGAAUAUGUAUGGAUUUCAUAAAUCAAGAAGUGAUCUUAAAGAAAAUGAAUUUAUUCAUCCACAUUUUAAGAAGGAUUAAAGGUAUUUUUAAUUGUAAAUAAAGAAAUCUUUUGAAAAAAAUAAAAAGAAAGUCAGGUGAACAUAAUGAUGAGUAGUUUGCUAUAAUGGAAUUGAAACCACAUCGAAAUGCUAAUUUACAAGAUGUUUACUAUUAAGUUUAAUUAUUAAAUAGAAAUAAAUUUAAGAAAUAUUAACUAAACAACAAGAACUAGAGAAAGUUUGUAAAAUAUUAAUUGAGUAAAAUAAUAAAAUAUUACAAUGCAAUUAAUAACUUCGAAAUCAAUUGGUUUAAGAAAGGUAUAAGAUAAAGAAUUAAAUUAGAUUUAAUGGUAAAAAGAAGAUUUAGAAAUUAAAAGAUUAUUUUAUAGGAUAAUAACAGAUAGAAAGCCUUCAGGAAGAUCCUCUAUAAGUAUUGAAAUUUAAUAAAGACCUAGAAAAGAUAAUAUACAGCAGCAUAUUAAGCAUUGGAAUCUGAUGAAGACGAUUUCAUAAUACCAAACAAAAAGAAAGUUAAAGAGGAUGAUUCUGAUAGUACUAUUGAAAGAAUGGAAAAUCAGUAUUUCCAUUAACCUUUGAUGUUAACAAAUGCGGAACAUCAGAACAUAUAGGAAAGUAAUGAUGAUGGAAUAAUUCAAUUGUUGGAUGAUCAACAAUUGGAUGAUAUAUACUUUGAUUGA
Paramecium sonneborni is the source of this 991-nucleotide messenger RNA. The record is from the annotation of a GenBank genome assembly. Lineage: Eukaryota; Ciliophora; Oligohymenophorea; Peniculida; Parameciidae.